This is a messenger RNA of Hydractinia symbiolongicarpus, 1100 nucleotides long. Its product is annotated as actin-related protein 2/3 complex subunit 4. Bases 91 to 597 code for a protein of 168 amino acids. Gene Ontology annotation, cellular component: Arp2/3 protein complex; actin cytoskeleton. Gene Ontology annotation, biological process: actin filament polymerization; Arp2/3 complex-mediated actin nucleation. NCBI's taxonomy places the organism in Eukaryota, Metazoa, Cnidaria, Hydrozoa, Anthoathecata, Hydractiniidae. The transcript has a single exon. Gene Ontology annotation, molecular function: actin filament binding. The record is from RefSeq and is a predicted model, not a curated record.
ACAAAUAAACCGAGUUCGAAAGUUGCUCUUUUGGGGUGUAAACAGGAAUUCAAGUUUAUUAACAACUUUGUUUAUUUUUACUGUCUUGCAAUGGCUGCGACUUUAAGGCCGUAUCUUAAUGCUGUUAGAGCAACUUUAGAAGCAACUUUAUGCCUGGAAAAUUUUUCUUCGCAAGUCGUUGAAAGACACGUCAAGCCAGAGGUAGAAGUACGAAGCAGUAAAGAACUUUUACUCGCCCCUCUUUGUGUUGCCAGAAACGAAAAAGAAAAGGUUUUGAUAGAAGGUUCGGUAAAUUCUGUACGAGUCAGCAUAUCUGUGAAACAAGCUGAUGAAAUUGAAAAAAUAUUAUGCCACAAAUUCAUGCGCUUUAUGAUGUUGAGAGCAGAAAAUUUCUUUGUUUUGCGACGUAAAGCAAUUAAAGGAUACGAUAUAAGUUUUUUGAUAACCAAUUUUCAUACUGAGCAAAUGUUCAAAAAUAAGUUGGUUGAUUUCGUUAUUCAGUUUAUGGAGGAAAUAGACAAAGAAAUCAGUGAAAUGAAGUUGUCCGUGAAUGCCAGAGCUCGUAUUUCCGCAGAAGAAUUUUUGAAGAAUUUUUAAAGAGAUUGACAGUAAAUUAUAUGUAAUGGUUUAUUGUGUUUAUUGACCUAUUUGCUUCGCUAUGUUGACAGAUUUACCAUUCACAAAGACUAAUUAGUUGUUUUUUACUAGUUCCUAUCAGUAAAGGUCUUGGUUUUUUCUUUAGCUCAGCUAGCUAACUAUAUAUAUAAAUAAUGUUUUUUACUUAAAGUGUACAAAAUGAAAGUGUCAAUUAAUUAUAAUUACGUGCCAUCAUGAAAUAAUGCAAUUUUAACUUGUAUUUCUUUAUUUUGUAAUUUUUUUUUUAUGGUAUAUAUAUUAUAGUGAACUUGUUUGAUUAAAAAAUUCAAAUAAUUGUUACCUGUGCCUUGUGUCUCAAUUUUAGACCUGAAAGCUUACUUCGAAUUUCAUAGCUUGUAUUUUCAUCAGAUCAGUUUCAUUGUCACGCACGUUUUGUAGAAGUCAUAAAUAUUGUACUUUUCUGUUUGUUUUUUUCCUGUGAAAAAGAACUUUUCUCCAUUUGA